Chrysoperla carnea is the source of this 643-nucleotide messenger RNA. RefSeq lists its product as uncharacterized. The record is from RefSeq and is a predicted model, not a curated record. The transcript is spliced from 3 exons. The coding region runs from base 116 to 637 and encodes 173 amino acids. NCBI's taxonomy places the organism in Eukaryota, Metazoa, Arthropoda, Insecta, Neuroptera, Chrysopidae.
UUCAAUUAUUUCAUUAAAAUGAAUUAAUUAUUAUUGAAAAGAAAGCAUAUUUUUCAUUCUUUCAACAUUAUGAAAGUUUUAAAAUUUAUAGUUUUAAUUUUGAUUUGAAAAAAGUAUGGGAGCAGCAUUAAAGUGUCUCAAAAAAAGAGGAGGAGGAGGAGAUAAAAAAGUUGGAAAAGGUAAUAAAGAAUUUAUGAAAGGCUGGGAAAAGUCAUCUAACGGCGUUGUUCCUGCAAACGCAUUUGUUGGAGGCCGAGAUGGAAACGAUGAAAAUAUAUACGUAGUUCGGGCAGAGUAUGAUGGUCAAACUGUUGUUGGUACUCUGAGAACAAAUGAAAAACAAGCAAAUAUCGCAGUUGGGGAUGAAAUAUUAAAAAAGAAAGAUUACGAUGUUUUGUGCGUUGAAGGCAGAUGGAUGGUAAUAGAGUUAGCUGAAGAUUCCAUACCGUCAGAUGCAAUUAAAGGAGGAAGAGACGAAAAAAAUAAGCCAACGUAUAUCGGACGUAUUAAAAAGAAAUAUGAUCAUUACAUAGGAAAUAUAGAUCCUACAACAAAGACCAUAACCAUUCCUAUGGGUAGUAAAGCAAAAGAAUAUAGAAACGGUGAAAUAUUAGUGAAAGCAGCUAAGGGAAAAUGAAUUAUA